CCCGCUGCGACUCUGCCGACGUCAUCACGCAGGGCCGAGGCGGCGCGGCCUCGUCCUUUAAAUGCCGCCUUCUCGGGGAGCGCGCGCGACAGUGAGAAGCCUGGGGUGGGAGCGUGUGUGCAGUGGGGUCUGCGGCCGAGGCCUGAGCCGCCGCGGACCAUGAGAUCUGGAGGGAUUUCUGCCUCUUUUGGAGCUUUGGCUGUGAGCUGACUUGUGGGCUAGAAGUGAAGCGGAAAUCUAUAAAGAUGAGCUCCAACAUGACCAUGAGCGAACCAAUACUGAACUGGGACGAUUCCCCAAAAAAUGGCCUAAAGACGUUUUUCUCUCGGGAAAAUUACAAAGAUCAUUCGAUGGCUCCAAGUUUGAAAGAACUAUGUAUCUUGUCUAGCAGACGUGUAGGAGAAAAUUUGAAUGCCUCAGCAAGUUCUGUAGAAAAUGAGCCGGCAGUUAGUUCAGCAACUCAAGCAAAGGAAAAAGUUAAAACCACAGUUGGAAUGGUUCUUCUUCCAAAACCAAGAGUUCCUUAUCCUCGUUUCUCUCGUUUCUCACAGAGAGAGCAGAGGAGUUAUGUGGACUUGUUGGUUAAAUACGCAAAUAUUCCUCCAAAUUCCAAAGCUGUUGGAAUAAAUAAAAGUGACUACUUGCAGUACCUGGAUAUGAAAAAACAUGUGAGUGAAGAAGUUACUGAAUUCCUAAAGUUUUUGCAGAAUUCUGCAAAGAAAUGUGCACAGGAUUAUAAUAUGCUUUCUGAUGAUGCCCGUCACUUUACUGAGCAAAUUUUAAGAGCUUGCAUUGAACAAGUGAAAAAGUAUCCAGAGCUUUAUACCCUCCAUGAAGUUACCAGCUUAAUGGGGUUCUUCCCAUUCAGUAUAGAAAUGGGGUUGAAGUUAGAAAAAACUCUUCUUGUGUUGGGCAGUGUAAAAUAUGUGAAAACAGUAUUUCCCUCCAUGCCUGCAAAGUUGCAGCUCUCAAAAGAUGAUCCUACGAUUCAAACACCAGAACAAACAGCCGAAGCUAUGCAUUAUGAUAUUAGUAAAGAUCCAAAUGCGGAGAAACUUGUUGCAAGAUACCAACCUCAGAUAGCUUUAACGAGUCGAUCAUUGUUUACUUUAUUAAAUAACCAUGGACCGGACUACAAGGAGCAAUGGGAAAUUCCAGUGUGUAUUCAAGUUAUACCUGUUGCAGGGUCAAAACCAGUUAAAGUAAUUUAUAUCAAUUCACCACUUCCCCGAAAGAAAAUGACAAUGAGAGAGAGAAAUCAAAUGUUCCAUGAAGUUCCAUUAAAAUGCAUGAUGUCCAAAAACACAUCUGUUCCAGUCUCUGCAGUAUUUAUGGACAAACCUGAAGAGUAUAUAUCUGAAAUAGACGUGUCCUAUGAAGUUAAUGAGUGCCGAAAAAUUGAGACUCUUGAAAAUUUGGAUCUGGGUUUUGAUGAUGAUGUUACAGAACUUGAAACUUUUGGAGUAACCACCAGCAAAUCAUCAAAAUCACCAAGUCCAGCAAAUACUCCCACAGCCCCCAAAGCAGCAACUAAACCUGUGGCUCCACUUGUACCAGAUAUUCAAGCUAAUUCCAGAAGUUUAUCUCAGAUUCUAAUGGAACAACUGCAGAAGGAGAAACAACUAGUUACCAGUGUGGAUGGCAGCCCAGAGGAGUGCAAAAGUAAAGAUGACCAGGGAUUUGCAGUUUGUGGUGACAACUUAAGAAAUUCUGAGAAGUCUUUGCUGCAUGAUAGUGACUUGAAAACGUCUGAUGCCUCACAACUAGAAUGUUGUAAGGAAACUGAAAGCUCUAAUAAAAGUGAUAUGCAUGCUGAGAGUGACAGACUGAAUGUUCUAGCAAAUGCAGGUAAUUUAAAGGAAAAGCCAUCAGAAGCAGCUGAAACUGAAAAUGAAAAUCUUUGCAGUAGCGAUACAGAUGAGGACUGUUUAAUCAUCGAUACUGAGUGUGAGAAUAACAAUACUGUAAAGACAGCUGUUGUGGAUUCUAAUUUAAAUACUAGACCAGCUAGCCCAAAUUCUGCCUCAGGACCAGCUGCUGUAGCAAACCAGACCAAUUCUACCUGUAGUCCUGAAGAGUCCUGUAUUUUAAAGAAACCUAUCAAACGAGUAUAUAAAAAAUUUGAUCCCGUUGGAGAGAUUUUAAAAAUGCAGGAUGAGCUCUUAAAGCCUAUUUCUAAAAAAGUACCUGAAAUGCCCUUAAUUAAUUUGGAGAGCUCUAAACAGCCAAUUUCUGAGCAAUCUUCAACUCCUCUAGAUGCCUCUAGUUGGCCAAAAGCUGGAUGGACUUCUGCAUUUCAAAAGCCAAAAGGACGGUUGCCGUAUGAACUUCAAGACCAUGUUGAAGAUACAUCGGAAUAUCUAGCUCCCCAGGAAGGAAAUUUUGUUUAUAAGUUAUUUAGCCUGCAAGACCUGUUGUUACUUGUGCGUUGCAGUGUCCAGAGAAUAGAGACAAGACCACGUUCUAAAAAACGGAAGAAAAUCAGAAGACAAUUUCCAGUUUUUGUACUACCAAAAGUAGAAUAUCAAGGUUGUUAUGGAGUUGAAGCUCUGACUGAAAGUGAACUUUGUCGCUUAUGGACUGAAAGUUUAUUGCAUUCCAACUGCUCGUUUUAUGUUGGACAUAUUGAUGCAUUUACUUCAAAACUUUUCCUGCUGGAGGAAAUUACCUCAGAAGAAUUAAAAGAAAAACUGUCAGCACUCAAGAUUUCAAGUUUACUUAACAUUCUCCAACACAUUCUAAAGAAAUUAAGUAGUUUGCAGGAGGGUUCCUACUUGUUAUCUCAUGCUGCAGAAGAUUCUUCACUCCUGAUCUACAAAGCUUCUGAUGGAACACUUACUAGGACGGCAUACAAUUUACAUAAAACUCACUGCGACCUCCCUGGUGUACCUUCCAGCCUCUCAGUUCCCUGGGUCCCAUUAGAUCCCAGUCUCUUAUUACCGUAUCAUAUUUAUCACGGAAGAAUACCUUGUACCUUUCCACCUAAAUCACUGGGUCCCACAACACAGCCAAAGAUUGGAGGAACAAGAAUGCCUACCCGUAGCCGCAGGAAUCCAGUUUCCAUGGAAACCAAAAGCAGUUGUUUGCCUGCUCAGCAAGUUGAAAAUGAAGGAAUGGCUUCAAAUAAAAGAAAAAUAACUUGAGGGACCAUACCAUGGAAAAUGAAAUUUUGAAAACCAGUUGUAACAAUGCUUAAUUUUGAAAAGUUUGAGGGGAAAUAGGCCUAAAAGAUCAGUAAGCAAGAGGAAAUUUUUCCUUUAAUAUCUUCAAGUUGUUGGAGUGCCUUGAAAAAUUAUGCUGGAAUGUGUCAAAUAAUGCAGUGUUCUACCCUUUACCCUGUUGUUUGAAGAGAAUAGAGAUGUAUGUUAAAGCAGACAUGACAGGGAAGUACAUAAAGAAGGGAAAUAUUUUUACAUUAGAUCUUUUCCAAAAAUUGUAAAUAAGAAAAUAACUUGCUUCUUUGAGAAUAAUAUUUAUCAUUGUGUAUUAUGUUAAUAAUUAAAAUCAUAUUGCCAGUGUUCACAUUGGCUCAGAGGAUUAAAUACUGCCACAUCAGAGGCAGUUAUGAGCUUUGUCAAUAUUAUUUCUGAAUUGUUUGAACAGUUUUUGUAUGCUACUUUAAAAUGAUAAUUAUUGCAGGCUAAUAAAGUUAAUACUUUAAAAAUCUUGGUGAAAUUCUGUUAAGCAAAAAAUAAAAAUAAGAAACUCCCUGCCUCUGAAGGCACAAGUUAAUA
Molecule: messenger RNA, 3734 nt
Organism: Oryctolagus cuniculus (rabbit)
Lineage: Eukaryota; Metazoa; Chordata; Mammalia; Lagomorpha; Leporidae
Gene: ICE2
Product: interactor of little elongation complex ELL subunit 2
Biological process (GO): snRNA transcription by RNA polymerase III; positive regulation of transcription by RNA polymerase III; snRNA transcription by RNA polymerase II
Cellular component (GO): transcription elongation factor complex
Source: RefSeq, a predicted model, not a curated record